This is a messenger RNA of Numida meleagris (helmeted guineafowl), 8513 nucleotides long. RefSeq names its product solute carrier family 23 member 2 (gene SLC23A2). The transcript is spliced from 19 exons. Gene Ontology annotation, cellular component: membrane. The coding region runs from base 2238 to 4214 and encodes 658 amino acids. Lineage: Eukaryota; Metazoa; Chordata; Aves; Galliformes; Numididae. Gene Ontology annotation, biological process: L-ascorbic acid metabolic process; transmembrane transport. Gene Ontology annotation, molecular function: transmembrane transporter activity. The record is from RefSeq and is a predicted model, not a curated record.
AGCAUGGCCCUGCCAUGGGUCUGAAACACACAGCUCUGCGCUCCGGGCUCUGAUCUGCUGCACGGCUGAUGUGUCUGUUUCUCCUCAGGCAGAAAACUGAAAAUCUGAGGAAAACUGAGAUUUUAGCGAGACUUUUAGCCAGAGAUUCUAGAGUAUGUGGCGGGGGGCAUCUUAUAUCGAGGUUGCCUGCUUCCUUAGAGGGAAGAGCGAUGAAAGAACGACACUAUUCCCGUUCACUUCUCCUAUGAGAAAAAGCUGGAUUUAUUUAUUUAUUUUUCCCAUUUAAAUCGAAUGAACUCCCCCCACCCCCCCCCCGACAGAGGCAUGGGCUGAGCGCAGCCUGAACCCACACCAACACCAUUUUCCUUGAGGGUGGGGGGCCAGGAGAGAAACCCCCCCACACACACCCCAUAGCGAUGCACCUCGGGAGGAAUCGCCUCGCCUCACGAUCGCCUCAUAACGCGGCCGCCACAGCCAUCACCCGGCUGCUGCGGGGCCGCCAUGGCGGGCGAGCGCUGAGGGGAAGAAGGCGGUGGCCGCCAUCUUGUCGGGGGCGGAGCGGGGCCCGGCCCGCCCCGUGCUCUGCCUGCCGGGGCGGCCCCGGCCCCGCUGUACUCCCCGCUGCCGACCGUGGGGCGCGGAGUGUGGUGUGGAGGAGUCGCUGCUGCCGCCGACGGUACAGCUUCCAGCGCCAUUGCCGUCCGCUAUGGCAGAGCCGUCAGCUGGAAAACGGGGUGAAGCAACGCAGGUUAAUUCCCCCCACCCUACCCCGGAUUCCCCCCACCGCCGUCUGUCUGAUCCCGUUCUCAUGAUGAGCUUUGAGGGCUUUAUUUUAUCACUAUUAUUGUUUUAAAUUGUUGGGGCUUGUGGGCUGUGUGUUGUUUCCUGUGCAGCUCGAGGCAUGUCAUAUUUCUAUUAUCUAUUCCUGUUUCUGUCGGUGAGCCCCGCUCAGCAUCGUGCACAGUUCCCUUUUGUUUUAAAGGUGUGUUUUGGUGGAGCCCAGUGAUGCAGGCAGUACAGAAUGCCCUAACAAAAAACCUUACUGAGAACCUCUGAUUGGGUUUCAUUACCUAACCGGUAAUGCCUCAAUACCUGCAUUGUGCCUUUCUGUCGUUAGUGGGUUUGUCAUAAAGGAUGAGCGUGUAGGCAGAGAGAUUCCUGUCCCUUCAUUUUGAAGCAUCGUUGUCAUUUUGUAGGCUCUGAGGACAGGCACUGAGCUCAGCUUUGGGGGUCUGCUCUUCCCAUGCCCCAGCUUUGGGGUCUGCUCUUCCCAUCUCCCCUCUGUAGAUGGGUGUGUGGGGCUGAACCCAAAAGGGAGCCAGCUGCCGCCACAGCCCGUAGAAGAUUCUGGCAGGAAAGAGAAAAAUACCCAGAUUUAUUUAAGACAAGGUGAAGAUCUUCUGUGGUCAUUUUGGCCAUCUUACUGCCUGCUCAUACCUUUCUGUAUGAGUUCAGUGCCAGGUAAAUGUGAGGCUUGCUGUUGAACUUGACCACCUAAAUUAGAAAUAAUGCUCUGUUGUCAUAGGGAGCUUAACACAUCUGUAUAUCCCCCCUGCCUCAUGGUGUUGCCUUACUUGAGUGAGUUUAAAAUUACCCAGUUUAAGCUUAAAAUAGGAGCUGUUUUGGAUAGUGGUUUUGUUGGCACCUGGAGUUUGAUGCAGGCUGGAAAACCAAGUAGAGAAGCAGAACAAAUGCUGGAGCAGUCUGUUGGAGUGCUGCGCCCUGCCAGAGCAAGACACUUGCACUGCACACCUUGAUCUGCUGGGUGAUUUCAUUAGAGCUAGGUUUAGGUUUGGUGCAUGUUUUCUCAAAGGCAUCGGCCCUCACACUGAGUAGAUGCAAAGAGCUGGAUGGAAAUGGUGUUCUCUCAACGCCUCUUCGAUGCAGAAACAAACGAGGAGAAGCAGCUUUUCACAUGGCAGGAUAAUUUGGGCUGCAGACUGUUGAUGCAAGAAUUUUAUCUUCCGUACUUGAAGCCAACAGGGAGUUGAAUUCCAGUAGAGCAAUAAGAGUCGUGUUUUUGUUGGUGUUGCUGGGCUGGAGACUGUUUUCUUCGGAAGGAGUUCAAGAUACUGGUAGUAUUUGAGGAGGUGCUAACGGUACUUAAAGAAAACGACCUGAAUAUUCCAGCUGGAUUGCUGAAGACUUCUGUGAUUCCUGGAGCUGCUGCUGUUUAAAUAAGAACCUGUCCUGGUGGUACCUGGCCUUCAACCCAGAAGCAUUCCCUUGGGUCCUGUAUGCAAGUCCAUGACGUACUGGAAACGAUGGGGAUUGGCAAGAAUACCACUUCGAAAUCAGUGGAGGCAGGAGGCUCAACAGAAGGCAAAUAUGAGGAUGAAUCCAAGCAUCCCACCUUUUUCACUCUGCCUGUUGUGAUUAAUGGUGGAGCGACAUCGAGUGGUGAUCAGGAUACAGAAGACACGGAGCUGAUGGCCAUCUAUACUACAGAAAAUGGCAUAGCAGAGAAGAGUUCUUUGGCAGAGACGCUGGACAGCACUGGCAGUUUAGAUGCUCAGAGGACUGAUAUGAUUUACACUAUCGAAGAUGUUCCUCCGUGGUAUCUCUGCAUAUUUUUGGGGUUACAGCACUAUUUAACGUGUUUCAGUGGAACUAUAGCAGUUCCCUUUUUGCUAGCUGAUGCCAUGUGUGUUGGAUUUGACCAGUGGGCCACCAGCCAGUUGAUUGGGACCAUUUUCUUCUGUGUGGGCAUCACUACAUUGUUACAAACAACUUUUGGGUGCAGGUUACCCUUGUUCCAGGCGAGUGCUUUUGCAUUCUUAGCACCUGCUAGAGCAAUACUCUCCCUGGAGAAGUGGAAAUGUAAUAAUACAGAUAUAACAGUUACAAAUGGAACAACAGAACUGCUUCACACUGAGCACAUCUGGUAUCCCAGAAUACGAGAGAUCCAAGGUGCUAUUAUCAUGUCCUCCCUGAUAGAAGUGGUGAUUGGUUUGCUUGGCCUUCCUGGCGCCCUGCUGCGAUACAUUGGACCUCUGACCAUCACUCCAACUGUUGCUCUCAUCGGCCUCUCCGGUUUCCAAGCAGCUGGAGAAAGGGCAGGCAAACACUGGGGUAUCGCUAUGUUGACAAUUUUCCUCGUGUUGCUGUUUUCUCAGUAUGCCAGAAACGUCAAAUUUCCUUUACCCAUUUACAAAUCAAAAAAAGGAUGGACAGCAUAUAGGCUGCAGCUUUUUAAGAUGUUCCCUAUAAUUUUAGCUAUUUUGGUGUCGUGGUUGCUUUGCUUCAUCUUCACCGUGACAGAUGUCUUUCCCCCCGACAGUUCCAAGUACGGCUUCUAUGCUCGCACGGAUGCCCGACGAGGGGUGCUCUUGGUAGCUCCAUGGUUCAAGGUUCCUUAUCCUUUUCAGUGGGGACUGCCGACAAUCUCAGCUGCUGGAGUUAUAGGAAUGCUUAGCGCGGUUGUUGCCAGCAUUAUUGAAUCAAUAGGAGAUUACUAUGCCUGUGCCAGGUUGUCCUGUGCUCCUCCUCCUCCUAUCCAUGCGAUAAACAGAGGAAUUUUUAUUGAGGGUCUCUCCUGUGUUUUGGAUGGAGUAUUUGGGACAGGGAAUGGAUCCACUUCUUCAAGCCCUAACAUUGGCGUGUUGGGCAUCACGAAGGUUGGAAGCCGCAGGGUUAUUCAAUAUGGGGCAGCCUUCAUGCUCUUGCUUGGGAUGGUUGGCAAGUUCAGUGCUCUGUUUGCAUCGCUGCCUGACCCCGUGCUUGGUGCCCUCUUCUGCACUCUCUUUGGGAUGAUUACAGCUGUGGGUCUGUCUAACCUCCAGUUCAUAGAUUUAAAUUCUUCUCGCAACCUGUUUGUACUUGGAUUUUCCAUUUUCUUUGGACUUGUCCUUCCAAGCUAUCUCAAACAAAAUCCACUGGUGACAGGAAUAGCAGGCAUCGAUCAAGUAUUGAAUGUUCUUCUCACUACAGCCAUGUUUGUUGGUGGUUGUGUUGCAUUUAUUUUGGACAAUACCAUUCCAGGAAGCCCCGAAGAAAGGGGAAUACGGAAAUGGAAGAAAGGGGUUGGUAAAGGAAGCAAGUCACUGGAAGGCAUGGAAACAUAUGAUUUGCCUUUUGGCAUGAACUUCAUCAAAAAAUACAGAUGUUUCAGCUUCCUGCCCAUCAGCCCUACCUUCAUGGGUUACACGUGGAAAGGCUUCAGGAAAAGCAGUAACUGCAGGAGUUCAGAUGAAGACUCAGAAGCUACAGUAUAGCCUUAGUUUCAACUAUAUUAUCUAGUUGUAGUAAAAGAUGUAUUUGCAGUUUCUUGCUGAUUAAGAAGCAUUAAAAUAUAUGUUUUGUAUAUCUGCAUUUAAAUUCUGGAACCAGAGCUGAGACGGAUUUAAAAAAAAAAAAAAAGAAAAGAAAAAAGAAAAAAGAAAAAAGCUUUCCUGUUGUGGGUGGUGGUAGCCAGAUCUAGUGUCUCUGUUGGAUUUCUUUUUUUUUCUCUUUUUGUCAAAGCCUAUAGAUAACCUGCGUACCCAAGACUGCUUAUUUUAAGUGGGGCUUACGUUCCUGAGCUAGGUAGGUGCUGUUGAGAGUGUUAUUUUUUAUGGUGAUUUUAAUUUAAGUCAUUGAUGCUGGCGUUUUUGGCUCACUCAUUGCUGGCAAUGUUAGUCAUGCCAGAAAACUUGAAUCCUGUGAAAAGGAAAAAAUAAUAAUUCUAAUUAUGCCUAAUCACCUAUAUAUAUAUAGUGUUUCUGACCACUGAUUUGCACAUUCCAUAGUUUCAGAUCCCUGGAAACCAGACUUGGUUUGUACUGGCAAAUCCUGAGAGUGUUUUUCAGAUUGCUGGAUAGUUCAGUCAGAUGCCCAGUGUUAAGACAGAAGUUUCCAUAAGAACUUUGCCUGUGAAAGCUCUGAACGACUUCUGUUGGCUUCUUGCUUUAGAAAGAAUCGCUCCUGUCCUAUCAGUUUGCAUUUUUACACUUCUUCUGCCUGGCUUUUAACCACCUAACUGCUGUCCAGGUGGAGGUUUUCUUUAAAGGGAUGUGUGUAGCUUGAGUUUUAUAGAGAUGGGAGAUGUAACUUCCAGCUGGGACCUGAUAACAGUUCUGACAGUGAAAUGAAUGUAUGCAGCUAGAUGUUUCCUGAACAAAAAGGCUAAAACAGCAGUUCUAAGCAAUUAACACCCGUAAGCAUGCGAUCAGAAUGCAACAACCAGCAUUCAGCAGUAUGGAUCUGUGCAAAAUUCUCUUGUUUGGAUGUUGAGAUCCAGUGCUGCUUGUGAGUGGCUUCUAUUGCAUUGCCUCUUUUUUUUUCCCCCUCUCUUUGUGGGAUUACUGUAAAAGCUCUCUACUCUACAGAGGUCAUCUUGAAUGGCAGAGACACUACAUUUGAUGUCCUCAUCCACUGGAUGGUUUAACGGGUAUUGGGUCCAAUCAGGGCACCAUUCAGAUAUUUUUUUUUUUUUCCCUGGAAUAGUCUCAGCUCUGAUGUUAUGUGAGUGUUCAUGCUCAUCACGCAUUCAUGAUUAAAAGUUUCAUUCAUGUUUAAUGUUCUUACUAUUGCAAGUUAGUUUUAGGCUUCGGUGUGGCCCCAAAAGCAUUUUUAAGCUGUGGAGAUCAUCAGGGAAAUGUAGUGUAAUGUAAUUUCAAGGCCAGUAUGCUCUACGGUGCUUGCGUUUUGUAUUCCUGGAGAAACGUAACAGUAGAUCCUGUAAUUCACUAAUAUAUUUAUCAAGGUUUGACUACUGGACAGGAGCACAGGAACUCUGUUUUCUGAGUCUACUUCCAUGUGAAUUUGUUAUUGGUUAUUGAAGCAUGGACGGGUUGGGGUGGGGAGGGCAAGGAAGGAGCUUUAUGGAUCAGUACUGAGUAGUGUAGGAUUGGAAUGAUUCCAUUGAUAUCCUUUUUCAGCAUGUCAUGGCUGUUUCCAGAAACAUAAAAUAAUACUGUUGUUUUUUUUUUUUCCUUUUUUUCCCAUAACAAAGCAUGUGCUUGUUCCUGCUUCAGGGAACUUUCAGUAGUUUGCAGUCUUCGUGUCAGUUGGACUAUCUUGAAAGCUGGUCAGAAGAGUUAUUGUGUCAUAGACAAGGUUGGUUUGCCUUUAAAACGAAGUCAUUUUUAUCGUUUGAAAUUCUCCUCUACAGGUAGCGAGGUGUUAGAUUUUUUUCACAUCCACUUACAAAUAGAUUUGAGUGUGGAGACUUCUCAUCAGUGGCACAAAGCUUCCAAAUUUCCCAACUUUACGUGCAACCAAAGAUGUGUGAGAGAGAUGGGGGAGUUAAAAUAAAUGGGUAAGGAAACAAAGGAAAGUCCACCCAUGUGUGGUGGUUGUCAUCGUGUUAAAAUGCCAAAGUUGAUUGUCAUAAAAUUGUGGAGAGAGGCAGAGUUUUGGUAUUUAGAACAGGGCCACCUCCUAAAUGCUGAAGUGUAUCACUUCCAGCGAUGCUCCUGGGAGCUGAGCACAGCAGUCAUAGCUGUGUCCUGAGGCUUUUCUAAGCUUUCCCCCCCCAGAUAUGAAUGCUUACACAUUGAAGGGACGAGGCAAUGAGAAAUAAAUAGUGGUCUUCUCUACCUUUGGAUGGAGUGAAGCUUUAUGUGUUCUGCACUGUCUUCUCUUGAGCAUGUCAGAAAGAGCUGCCAAGGUGAUUUGUGGCGCUCGGGUUAAAUUAGGGCAAUGAAUCCAAGGAUUUUUUCCCUCUUCCUGGGGCAGAACACCACCCCUCUCCAGUGGCGUGGGGCAGACUUAUCCAAACAGGUGAAACCAGAUGACUCUGUCGAACUUGGAUUUAAUUCUUUCUCAGCUUUUGGUUCUACCAUCCUGAUUCCAUGGACUGGCUGAGAAGUGCAGUAGCGUUUAGCUGUCAUGCUUUGCUUUCCUAGCCACGUAACUCGGUAACACUAAGACAAAUAGUUGUAGUUAGCAGUCAUUUUUGUAACCAGAUUUGUAUCACACGUAACGACACUGUCAAUCUUACUACAAGUAUGGAUGAUUAGAGGUGAGCCUCAGUUUUGCAGCGGAGAUCUGCUGAAGCACGUGUAAUGUAUAGCAAAAGUGACAUGUAGCAAAGGGUUAUGAUGAAGUUGGUGGAGGCACCCUGAACGUGCAGGGAAUGUUCUGAUGCAGCUGCUGCACCCUGAAGAUGGAUACUGACGCAUGCAUCUCUGUAGAGCUUUGAGGCAAGCAAAGAACAGAGCUGACAGGCAAUUUGCCUUGGAAAGAGAAGCUCCCCUUUCUCUUUCUGAUGCAUCUGGAGCAGUCCCAGAGCUGCCGCUCGGGGAAGAUGCAAAGCAAUGCAAUGCUCACUUUCCUUUGUGAGGGAAGCGCUGAAAUUGCCCCCCCGUGUUCCUACAAGUGGCAGGCAGUUGUGGACCCUAAAUAUUACUCCCACGUCCACUUUUCUACAUUGGAGUCUUAGCGUGGCUGGUGUGAAAUACCCGAACCUGGAGGAGCGCGGGUUGUGGGAUGAGCUGCGGUGCAGCCGUUGCUGCAGGUUUGGAAAGCACUGAAAUCCUUUGUGUUUGCUGUUUCCAUCUGGGCUUCGGUGUGUGAGGGCGGCUGGGUAUGGCUUACACACCUGACUGCAAAUGCAAUGUUGUAUUUGUCCCCUGUAUGUGAUUGCCUGCCUUUCAAAGCACGAUGCUGAGCAAAGCAACCUACAGCAGACGGCACCUGAUGGAUGAGUGAAGAGGCAAGGAGAUGUUUCGACCAAACUUUGAGGUGGAAGGGCAAAUAUUCAUGGUAGAAACAUCAUUUUGUCAUAUCAAAGAUGGUUUAAAAUGCGUGCAAAAGGACGCGACUUUGGACUUUUGUAAUUGAUAUUCUAUUGUAUUAUUAUUGUUUGUUUUUUUUUAGGUUAAAUUAAGAAUUGUUGCUAACAUGUUGAAACACGUUUUCUAAAGCAAAUACGUGCAAAUUAUAGAAAUUUAGGUUUCAUAGCGAGCUCAGCUAUGACUGAUCAACGUUGUCAUAUUAGAAUGUGUUGGCGGAGGAACUCGGUCAGUUUCCUCGCUCAGAAAGUUCAACCUCAAACCCAGAAUUUGCUUUAUGCCUUUUAAUACUGACUUGAAAUAUGGCAACUUGGUUUGUACAUGAAUAUUGCAGUAUUUUAUUUCCAUAUAUUAAAAAUAACAUUUCCACUCAGGAUAAUGACCGCAGUUUUCCUGGGAGGGAGUGGUAUGAUUGUCAUGACAAUGUCAUGUGAUGGUAGAAUUUCUUCAUUGACGAAUCUAUAGUAGUUGUGUAUACUUUAUUUACCCAUGUUUAUGUUCCUACCAAAAACUAAAAGGGUUUCUUUGUUGUUCAUCUCCCUACUGAGAUCUCGGUACCCCCGGUGCAGAAUUGGCUCUUGCAAACUGAAAUGCUCGGUGCUGUUUGUACCACAAGGGCCAUGCCUGGGGGGGUGUAUCCUUAACAAAAGGGGUUCCUGCGUGGUAUGAAGAGCACUGCAGGCACACGUGGUUUCUAACAGCCAGCUUCUAAUGGGUUGAGUUGGCCAUUGGAUGUUCACACGGUCUAAUACAACCUGUGCUUAGCAUAACGUGGAUACCAGUGUAAAAAAAAAAAAA